This is a messenger RNA of Thamnophis sirtalis, 1608 nucleotides long. Lineage: Eukaryota; Metazoa; Chordata; Lepidosauria; Squamata; Natricidae. The record is from RefSeq and is a predicted model, not a curated record.
CCUCUUCAGGUGAUCGAUCUGCCUGCUGGGACAAGCGGGCGGCUGGUCCUCGGAGCUGCUCUCCUGCAAAAUGUUCUCCAAAAGCAACCACUUGCUUAGGAAAUUCUCCACCACAGCCAGGGACUACUAUCAAAAUAAACUAAAGCUAGCUUUAAUAGGACAGAGCCUGUUUGGGCAAGAGGUCUACAAGCAUUUGCAAAAAGAAGGACACAAAGUGGUUGGAGUGUUCACAGUCCCGGAUAAAAAUGGGAAAGCGGAUCCAUUGGCCUCAGCUGCCGAAAGGGAUGGAACUCCAGUCUUCAAAUUCCCAAGGUGGAGAGUUAAAGGCAAACCUAUCCAGGAAGUUCUUGAAGCCUAUAACUCGGUUGGAGCAGAAUUGAAUGUCCUUCCAUUCUGCACACAGUUCAUUCCAAUGGAGGUUAUUGAUGGUCCAAAGCAUGGCUCUAUUAUUUACCACCCCUCAAUCCUUCCUCGCCACCGAGGAGCAUCUGCAAUCAAUUGGACUUUAAUUGAAGGAGACAAGAAGGCUGGAUUUUCGAUUUUUUGGGCAGAUGAAGGUUUGGACACAGGACCAAUUCUUCUGCAGAGGGAAUGCGAUGUUGGCCCAAAUGAAACUGUUGAUGACCUAUAUAAUCGGUUUCUUUUCCCAGAGGGAAUCAAAGCUAUGAUAGAAGCUGUGCAGCUAAUUGCUGAUGGCCAAGCUCUUCGAAUACCUCAGCCUGAAGAAGGUGCUACCUAUGAAGGCAUUCAGAAGAAAGAAAAUGCCAAGAUAUUUUGGGAUCAACCAGCUUUAUCUUUGCAUAACUGGAUCAGAGGACAUGAUAAAGUACCUGGAGCCUGGGCAGAAAUCAAUGGCCAGAUGGUUACUUUCUAUGGCUCAUCCAUUCUUGAUGGCUUGACACCUUCAGGUGAAGAACUGGAAAUACAAGGUGCUGCAAAACCUGGUCUGGUAACUGACAAAGGUCUGGUUCUGUUUGGCAAUGAUGGAAAGACGCUGCUAGUAAAGAAUCUUCAGUUGGAAGAUGGAAAAAUGAUCCCGGCAUCUAAAUACUUCUCCACUGAUGAGGCAGCUGCAAUAGAACUUACUGAAGAAGAGAAAAAAAUGGCAGAAGAUAUUAAGUCCAUUUGGAAGGGAAUUUUGAGCAACGUGGCUGAAAUUGAAGACACCACUGAUUUCUUUAAAGCUGGAGCAACAUCGAUGGAUGUGGUUAGGGUGAUUGAAGAGAUCAAGCAAAAAUGUGCUGGACUUGAACUUCAGAAUGAAGAUAUCUACAUGGCCCCCAAAUUUGGUGAUUUUGUUCAAAUGGCCGUCAGAAAGCACAGAGGAGAAGACAAGGAAGAAGAAUUAGAGAUAGAUUAUGUUUCAAAAUAUAUUAACCAUAUGACUAUAAAGAUGCCAUAUCAAUGUUUCAUCAAUGGAAGAUUUGUAAAUGCUGAAGGUGGAAACACAUAUGACUCUAUAAAUCCAACAGAUGGAUCAGUGAUUGCUAAAGUGUCACUGGCUACGGUGAGUGAUGUUGACAGAGCCGUGGCAGCAGCAAAAGAUGCCUUUGAAUACGGUGAAUGGGGAAAGAUGAAUGCAAGAGAAAGAGGACAAUUAAUGUACAG